AUGGCGGCAGAGAUGGUAGAGGGGCGGCUGGUGAUGGCGAAGAUCAAGGGAUUUUCAUGGUGGCCAGCGCAGAUCGUCAAUCCAGCAAGCAAGGGCAUGCAGGAGAAGAAUAACGGGAGCCGCUUUGUGUAUUUCUUCGGGACGAAGAGAUACGGUUGGGCAAGGAGAGAGUGUAUCCUCCUCUUCACCACCAGCCUCCACUUGGUUUCCACUGCGAACGAGCGCAAGUUGAAGGCAGCGUUGCAAGAAGCGCAGAGGGCUGUUGUCGACUCUAGAGAUGUCGCAGACUUCGAAUCCAGUGUCAAGCGGCAAGGCCUCGGUGUCUACCUGGAGUCCAACUCCGCAGGGUCAGCUGCGAGCGCAACCGAUGGCGCAGACGAAAUCCGCAGCAUGAAACGGAAAGCAGCCGAAGACAACGCGUCAGACUCGGCCAGCGAGAAGGAUUUCAAGGCAAAGAAAUCCGAUGCAGCUGCAGGAGCAGGUACCAAGGAGAAAUCGAGAUCUGCAAAGGACGCAUUGAAGUUUCAUGAGAGCAACGACGAGGGCAUGGAUUUCGCGUGGAUCGGCAACCCCACGCAUAUCAAGGAUGGAAGGAAGUACUAUCACACCUUCAUGAAGAAUGAUCAAACUUUCCGAUGCUACGACUGUGCUUACCUGAAACCGAACAAAGAAGAUGAAGAGAUGUACAUCGUCCUCAUCAAGGAGAUGUGGGAAAGCGACGAUGGCAAGAAGGAAAUCCAGGGGCACUGGAUCUAUCGGUCAUCGGACAUGCCCAAGAGUGUUGAGAUGCUGCACAAAUCGGAGGUGUUCUUGUCCGACUGGGUGGACUGCAACCCUAUCGAGAGCGUUGUCCAGAGAGCUCCCGUCAUCUUCUCCCGCAGCGAUCCGAAGCAGAUGAACGGGAAGUUGCUUGCAAAGUCCAAAGACCUCCACAUCUGCCUCAGGAAACUUGAGCCCAAGAGUGGGAAACUUCGCUUUCUCAAGGAUGUAGAUGAAGACAUCGUGCGGCGGAUCCUGCCAAUGGACACAUCUGAGGACGACUCGGGCGACUUCCACCGGCAGCCCCCCAGGGACUACGAUCCUCAGGUCCUCGAGAGGGCGGAGAAGUGGAUCCCCCUGGAGCUGAGGCUCAAGACGUGGACGGGGAUCAAGUCUAUCAACCAAAGCAACAAGCUGCCGCAGGCUCCCAACCCUCUGCGGCACGACACGAGGGUCACUGAUAUCGCACUCUCCCCUUCCGGCGUCCAUGCGCUGACUUGCAGCAUCGGGGGGACACUCCGGCUGUGGGAUGUGGAGUCCGGGUCGAUGAAGAUGCAGUGGAAGGACUUGGAGGAGACGAACAGCCUGGACGAGCUGCACACGGUCGACAAGGGUCUUCUGACUUGGGUGGUUCAGGCUGUCCUACAACGACUUUGCCUCCACAAAGCUCCAGUGCUGAGAGUUGAGGUCGGGUGGAGUGAGGAAGGAGGGGUUUGCCUGUCGGAAAGUGCUGAUGGAGCCGUGGUGAAAUGGGUGUUUGAUGGAGAGAAAGAACUCUUUGAGAAGGCUGGUGAUGUCUUCUGCGAGAAAGCCGGUGGGAUAAACCUGCUGUACCCCCCGCGAGGCAUCGAGGCAAGCUGCAUCGCCGUUGCUCACGACCGGGGACUGAGCCUCUACGACCUCAAGACGAUGGAACGGUGUGAUCGCUUCGACGAUCUCUUCUCGUUCGACUGCAAGGAGAUCACAGUUGUCCCACCCUACGACGACAACGCCGUCUCCACCGCCUGCUGGCAGACCCUCCUGCUGUGCGGCAGAGAGUCGAAGGACGGUCACCCGCUUGUGAAGUUGUUCCAGAUCUCAGGGGCAGGCAAGGAGAAGCAUACCUGCCCGAGCAGGAAGAUCACGAAGCUCAGAGAAUUUCUGCCUCCUGUCGCCGAUGUGGACAAGAAGAUUCUCUUCGGACGCAGCUGCCUAGCAAGCAACGGCCGGUACGCCAUCCUGGCCCAGGGCUUCCGCGUGUACAUCUGGCAGCUGAAAACGGGAUCGGCCGUCGCCAUGAUCGAGCACGGGCCGAAGUCUGAGUUCCUUUCCCUCCUCCUUCAUCCCCAGAAGAAGAUACUGUGGCUGGGAACGGCGGCAGGGAUGGUCGAGCACUUCCGGCAGGAGUGA
This is a messenger RNA of Guillardia theta CCMP2712, 2148 nucleotides long. RefSeq lists its product as hypothetical. The record is from RefSeq and is a predicted model, not a curated record. The transcript is spliced from 20 exons. Lineage: Eukaryota; Cryptophyceae; Pyrenomonadales; Geminigeraceae. Gene Ontology annotation, molecular function: chromatin binding; protein binding. Bases 1 to 2148 code for a protein of 715 amino acids.